CCCUUCCCUUUGACGAUAUCGAUGGUAGAACGAAAAUUCGAGUACGACGCUACUAGGUUUUACGACUUCACGAACGAAGAAGGCGACGGAAAACAAGGAGACGAAAACGCCGACAAAUGGUUUGACUCGCAGUUCAACCAGUUGCGGUUAGACGAUUCCCCUCCGCUACGAUUUAGCGACGAUUUCGACGCACAAUUGUCAGCAAGAGCUGCCGCGCAACCAUGCAGACAACGUCAAAGGACGAGUCAACCCGAGUCUCCAACCAGAACAUCACUAACCAGAAAGUCUAAUGAAAGACAAGACAGUCCACAACAACCAAAUACGCAUCCUCGACGCGUUGUGAGAAAAAAGUUCAAGAAACUGGUUGUUGUGUUACCUAAUAGACAAUCUCAAUGUAAGAAAACUACAGAGGACAUUGAGGUAGAACAAAUUUCUAAGAUGCAAGCAGAAACAAAACAGAAAAUAGAGUUGUCAAGAGGACAAAUAGAUAAGAAGAGUCAAAGUGUUGGCAGAAAGGAGGAGCAAAAAAACAAGUUGUAUGCCAGCAGAAAACGGCUGGCAGAACAAAAUGAACAACUUGGGGAACCAAAGAGAAAAUUUGUCUCUUUGGCAGAACAAGUCGAACGAUUUCAGAAAGCUACCCCAGUAAGAUUUCGAACUAAAUCCACACGGGACCUCAAGAAGGGACCGAUGCGGCUAAAAUCAAAACAAAAAGAGCGUGUUGUACCUAAGUCACCUCAUCUAGUAACAGGACAGAGAGCCAGAGCAACGAAAGUGGAAAGCACGGCUGAUAGAGAAGAGAAAGAGAUUCAAGAAAGUGGUCACGUGUUCAAAGCUACAGCUCUCAAUCCAAACAUAAUCAAGCGUCAGGGACAAUAUGGUUUGCCACAGAAACAAGAAAUUCCUAUUACAGUUCCAACAGCAUUCCAUUUUGAAACCAGAGUACGAACACGUCAGGCUGAGCCAGUCACAACCAAAACUCAAGAGUCAAUAGUGGCUCAACCCAUGCCAGACAUGAAUCAGGUCUUCAAACCUGUUUUGACACAUAAAAUUACAAGGAUUGAGCCGUUCAAAUUUGAAGGUAAAUACACUGACCCUGCUGUUGUGAGGGAACAACUCAGUCAAGCAGAAGAUAAGAAAUUACAAGAAGAGAGACAGUUUCACGCCAACCUUCUGCCUGAUUUUUCAAAUCAAUUUGUACCGAAGAAAGACAAGCCAAAUAUUACGUUACAACAAUCAUUCCAACUGAAGACCGACAGUCGCGGAGAAGAAUAUGCUAGGAAGUGGACAGCACAGCUGAAAGCUGAAACGAUUGCAGACGAGGCGAGGAGGAAGUUCAAGGCACUUCCUUGCAAUGUAAUUCACGAAGCCCCAUUUGAGCCACAGCAUGAAAACAAGCCGGUGCUGCCACCUCUGGAUAUUGUGUUGAAGACAGAUCUAAGAGCGAAGCGGUGGCAAGAUCUAGCACAACGAAGACAACAACAAGAACUGGAGAAUGAACAUACCGAGAAAGAAAGACUGACCAAGAAAGAAAGGAAAGAGCAAGAGGCACUGAGAGAGCUAAGAAAUAAGAUGGUCCACCGAGCUCAACCAAUGCCCAAAUACAGUAACACAACAUUUGUUGUACAUCUGAGUUCAGCGCAAACAACAGACGGACGCAGUAAGGGGCCUCAGAAUAAUGCUGAACACUUUUAGCAAAGCAGGUUUAGUGUAUGUCUAUCACACUUUACUGUUAGUGAGUUAAUUGUUAUCAAUUGUGUAUAUAAUAAUUACUUUUUUGCCAAAUAUAUGGAAUACUGGUUAC
Messenger RNA from Corticium candelabrum, 1804 nucleotides. Its product is annotated as targeting protein for Xklp2-like. The transcript has 9 exons. Bases 22 to 1695 code for a protein of 557 amino acids. The record is from RefSeq and is a predicted model, not a curated record. Gene Ontology annotation, cellular component: microtubule; spindle. Gene Ontology annotation, biological process: activation of protein kinase activity; regulation of mitotic spindle organization. Lineage: Eukaryota; Metazoa; Porifera; Homoscleromorpha; Homosclerophorida; Plakinidae.